AUGUCCAUCAUUCCGACCCGCUCCCGCCCCCGCCCCCGCUCCCAGAGCGAUGCCGACGAGCUUGCCAAGAUGAGCGACAUUGACAUUAUUCGCAUGAUUGAGGGCAGCGACCUCCGUGAGUACACGACAACAAUGGUCGGCAAGCACGCACUUGAUCAGCUUCGGCGCCGGGUCGACACUGACUACUACUCGGCUGCAGACUUCCACGACUCGCUCGACCUCGCGAGCUCAUCCAUGGCCGGCGCCCAUGUCGGCUCGCGUCACCCGCAGCUCCUUGUUCCGCUCUACAUUGAGGGCUACUUUGUUGGCUGCUUUGUGUACAAGAUCAACACGGAUUGGGACUGCUUCUCAACGCCACCCCUUGUCGCCACCACGUUCCUCGACGCCGGACAGGCGGCUCGCAACCACCGGACCGCACUCGAGCUCGGCCUCAGUCGCUACAAUACCAAGACCUGCGAGUGCAGCAUCUGCAUUGAGGCCUGUGACGGCUACUACAUACGCAAGACGGUGGCGUUCACUGAGGACAAUGCCCCGCGGAGAGGUCAGCAAGUAGGACGGUCCGGAGGCCAUGGUCACGGUCUCGCCUCGGCAUCGACAAGCAAGCUAGCCAGCGUCUCGGACUUUGGCCCUGCUCGGUCUGGUCCGCCUUUGACAACGGCUUCAGCUUCAGUCUCGGGCCAUCUUGACGCCUCAUCAUCCGCUCAAGCUAACAAGCCCGGUGAUGAGGCCGAGAGCGCCGCGCCGGGCAACGGCUCGCCUUCGAUGGGCAGGCGCUUCCUCUCGGCAGCAAAGUCGACGCUGCAGGCCGGACGCGAGCAGUUUCGGUUCUUUGAAAAGACCGAGGACGGCAACUACAAGUUCAUGCGUCCGCGGUGCGAGGCGCCGGGCGUGGGGCUGGAGAUACUCAUCUACUUUGCCUUUCUCGCCACCUUUACCCUUGUCGUUCUCUACAUGCGCGAUCCGCUCUUCGCCUUUCAGCACAACGACCUCAUGAAGGACUUGUUCCUCGCCGAAGAGGUCCCGGGCAUCAAGACGCUCAAGAACUUCUUCUCCAUCGUCACCUUUGACGAGUUCUGGGAGUACAUGGAAGGCCCGUUUGUCGCCGGCUUACUCGCAGACCAAGGCGCGGGGCCAGGCGUCAUGUACGGGACCAAUUACCUCGUCGGCGGCGCACGUGUCCGCCAGAUCCGCGUCCGCUCCGGCUUGUGCACCGUGCCCAAGGCCUUUCAGUCGUACAUCUCGUCGUGCCACGGCCGGUACGCCAUCGGCGAAGAGUCGCGCGUGAGCUACGGGCCGGGCAACGUGUGGAGCUACACCUCUGGAGAGGAGCUCGACACCAACCCACAGCUCGCCCGCUGGCGCCGGUAUGACGGCGGCGGCUUUGUCCACCACAUCGGCGUCACCUCGGUCGCCAACGAGACGGCCCGACUUCAGUUCCUCAAGAACAACGGCUGGCUCGACGCCCAGACCCGCGCCGUCUUUGUCGACUUUUCCACCUACAACCCGAACAUCAACCUCUUCUGUGUCGUUCAGCUUCAGUUUGAGUUCCUUCCCUCGGGCGGCAUCUACCCCGACUACAAGUUCCGCGUCCUCCGCCUCUACCCCAUCCGCGGCGAGGCCGGCAAGUGGUUCCUCGCCGGCGAGAUCAUGCUCGUCGUCUUUGUCUGCUUCUUUGUUGGCGAGGAGUUUGCCGAGAUCUUCCACGACGUCGUCCGCCACCGCAAGUGGCUUCGCUCGCAAAACCGCGUCGCCGACGCCGAGGGCCCGCUCACCCGCGCCGACCGUGUCCGGGCCUUCAAGCACUCGUGGACAAAGUACUGGCGCGACGGCUGGAACUACUUUGACAUCCUCAACGUCGUCCUAUUCCUCGCCGUCGUCGGCAUCCGCAUCAAGGCCAUCCGCCAGUUUGACGCUCUCAACAUCCAGCCUGCCGCGCGCGACUCGUUCUACAACUUUCAGGAGAUCGUCUUCUGGGAUGCCACAGAGAAGAACAUCCUCGCCUGCAACGCCUUUAUGCUCUGGUUCAAGAUCUUCAAGUACACCUCGUUUGAGCCCAAGAUGUCCAUGAUCGCCCGCGUCUGCGUCCGCGCCUUCCGGCCCAUGUUCUUCUUUGUCCUCAUGUUCUUCUUUGUCAUGUUUGGCUUUGCCCAGGCCGGCUCGCUCGCCUUUGGCUCGGACGUCGAGGGCUUCGACACCCUCGGCCUCACCAUCUACACCAUGCUCCUUGCCACUCUUGGCCAGUUCGACUUUGACGCCCUUCGCCACUCGAACCGUGUCUUUGGGCCCAUCUUCUUCUUCACCUUUGUCAUCCUCGUCUUCUUUGUCAUUCUCGCUAUGUUCCUCGCCAUUGUCGACAACGCGUACAACGACGUCGCCCGAGACCUCGCUCGCGCCAAGGAGCCCACCUUUAUCCAAAAGACCAUGGCAUGGGCAUCCACCACAGGCCUCGGCCGCAAGCUCGUCAAGACGCUCAAUCUCCAGAAGAAGGCCGCCUCGCUCCAGCGCUCCAUCCGCCGCGCAGAUGUCAACCAAGACGGCCUCCUCGACCGCGAGGAGCUGCUCGAGGUUAUGGCCGAGUCACGCGGCUACUUUGACGGCGACGUCGACGAGGUCAUGGCAACAUACGACCUUGACAACGACAACCAGCUCUCCACCGCCGAGCGCGCCGCCAUGGCCUCGGACCUCGUCCGCAAGCAGCACACCGUCGCCCAGAAGAUCAUCACUCUCCGCGACAUCGGCGACUACGAGUUCAACACCCUCUUCGACCUCAUCUCAGACCGCGUCGACAAGACCGAGCGCAAGCUGGCCGCCGAUAUUGAGCGCGUCCUCGGCAUGCUCGACCCGUUCAAGGCCCGCGAUCUCAAGGCCCGCCGCAUGUCGCGCGCCGCCAUGGCCACCUCGGCGCCCAUCCCGCGCAUGCGCUUUGACUCGGACGACAACCUCUCUUCGCCGCACCCGGCCCCCUCCCCCGUCCCGCCCUUUUCCUCCUCGUCCUCCACCUAG
Molecule: messenger RNA, 3003 nt
Organism: Thecamonas trahens ATCC 50062
Lineage: Eukaryota; Apusomonadida; Apusomonadidae
Exons: 3
Coding region: 1-3003 (1000 amino acids)
Cellular component (GO): membrane
Molecular function (GO): calcium ion binding
Source: RefSeq, a predicted model, not a curated record